AUUUCUAUCUUGCUAAGCCCCCCUUCGGUUGGGGUCAGGUUAGGUACUAAGACCAAGUGACAAAGGGAAGGUGAUAGGUUCUUCCCGUGCAGCCAGAAGCGCCAUUGCUUCGUUUCCAUUCUGUGGCACAUGCCUGCCUGCCAUUCCCUCCAACGCCGUCUUCUGCUGUCCUCGGUCAAGCCAGUCCCUUUUUUCCCCUGCACGGUUCAACCAAGGACUCAGACCUUGUCCCUGCCAUACCGUGCUCGAUUCUGUUUGUCGCAAACCCCUAAUAGUUUUCGAACGUACUAUACGCACCCGCCGUUCUUGAAGGAGCCUAGGAGGGCCUCAUCUACUUGGUCGCUCGUAUUCGCUUUCUUUGCGAUCGGUACCGGGGCCUGGCUUCAGAACCGAUACUUUGGCGCCGUACAGCAACAAGUCCCGGAUGCGCCCCUGCAGCCUCCUCAGGCCAGUCAACAAGAUCUUUUCCUUGGAGUGAUCGAUACGCUCAAAACCAUGCCUUCCGAACUGCCCCCCGGCACUGUCGGCAACCUGACCGCGGAGCAGGAGGCUAAGCUCCAGGAAUUAUGGGUGUUGACAUUGAGAUUAUUUGGUGUUGAGCUUGAAGAAAGCGAUGAGGCUACCGAGUCAUCACGCGCACCCAGCCCAUCUCGGGAAAAGAAGAAGUCCAAGCGGAGAUUUGGACUGUUCGGAAAGAAAGAAGAGGAAACCCAAGCGACGCAAGAUGUACUGUCGUCGAGGUUGGCUCAGGUAAUCAUCACGGACGGCGAUGACAAGUAUGGGCAAUCUAAGGAGUUCCAACAAGCUCUCGCCGACAUUCCUCCCGAAGAACUGCGGAAGACAUUCUGGGAUAUGGUGAAACACGAUAAUCCGGACUCCCUCCUCUUGCGAUUUCUCCGAGCCCGGAAAUGGGAUGUUAAGAAAGCUCUGAUCAUGUUUGUUUCGACGAUACGUUGGAGAUUACAGGAUGUGAAAGUUGAUGAUGAUGUGAUGAAGAACGGUGAAGCCCUCGCGUUCAAGCAAUCGCAGAGCUCCAACGCCGACGAGAAGCAGGUGGGUGAGGAGUUCCUGGCGCAGAUCAGAAUGGGGAAGAGUUUCCUCCACGGGGUUGACAAGUUGGGUCGACCCAUCUGUGUGGUUCGAGUACGAUUGCACAAGGCUGGAGAGCAGAGCGAGCAAACACUGGAGCGGUACACAGUCUAUACAAUUGAGUCUGCUCGUAUGAUGCUUGCCCCUCCGGUCGAGACGGCGACUAUCGUCUUCGAUAUGAGCAACUUCACUUUGGCAAAUAUGGACUACACGCCCGUCAAGUUCAUGAUUAAAUGCUUCGAGGCCAACUAUCCCGAGUCCUUGGGCAGUGUACUUGUUCACAAGGCCCCCUGGAUCUUCUCUAGUAUCUGGAACAUCAUCAAGGGCUGGCUUGACCCUGUUGUGGCGGCCAAGGUCCACUUCACUAAGACCGUUGAGGAUCUAGAAGAGUUUAUCCCGCGCAGCCAGAUUAUCAAGGAACUAGGCGGCGACGAAGAUUUCGAGUACAAAUAUAUCGAAGUCAACCCCGAUGAGAAUAAGAAGAUGGAAGAUACGGCGACCCGCGAUGCCUUGGUUGCCAAGAGGCACGAAUUGGACCAGGAAAUCCAGGAUGCCACUCUCGCAUGGGUCUUGGCUAGCGCUAGGAAGGACACAGCAGCUGCCGCUGCAGCCCAGAAGAAGAGAAACGAGCUGAUCGAAAAACUGCGCGUCCAAUACUGGGAACUUGACCCUUAUAUUCGUGCGAGGUCCUACUACGAUCGUAUCGGUGUUCUCCAGGGUGGCGGGAAGCUCAACUUCUACCCGCAGUCGAAUAAGACAUCUGCGGAGAGCGAAAAGGAGGCUGAAAACAUUGCCAUCGAGACGACUCCCGACGACGUCGACUGAAUGGCUGUUCUUUACUCCUUUCAGAAAGGGAGCCGAUAAGAUGAUAACUAUAUGGGCUCCCGAUCUCUAUGUUUUCAUGUGGUAAAUAGAUGAUCCACGAGAGUGUACGUUGCAUGAAUAUUCAUCUCAUUCAUUGAUUUUCAACCAUCGCUGCUGUCAGGAGGCUACUGGGUUUUUCUUCAUCCUACUUGAUGGGACAGUGUUGUCACUCGAAUAAUCCUAAGAGUAGGCGAUAUAUUUAAGCUUCACUCCAUCUUUCAGCCAGAUUUACAUCUUAGCCUUCAGCUCCUCGUAGAGAGCCUUGAGCUUGUCCAUGUCCGUAGACUGGGUGGGCCAUCCGACACCAAGGCCUUCGGUCUCGUUGGGUUUGGGGAUCUGUCUGCCGUUAGCCCUGAAUAGACAGCACAAUAACCCCCAAGAGAAACUGGCGGAGGGGGAAAUUAUUUGAUUAUCUCGCACUUACCA
Penicilliopsis zonata CBS 506.65 is the source of this 2379-nucleotide messenger RNA. RefSeq lists its product as hypothetical. Lineage: Eukaryota; Fungi; Ascomycota; Eurotiomycetes; Eurotiales; Aspergillaceae. Bases 130 to 1914 code for a protein of 594 amino acids. The transcript has 4 exons. The record is from RefSeq and is a predicted model, not a curated record.